Aspergillus bombycis is the source of this 756-nucleotide messenger RNA. RefSeq lists its product as uncharacterized. Bases 1 to 756 code for a protein of 251 amino acids. Gene Ontology annotation, cellular component: cytoplasm. NCBI's taxonomy places the organism in Eukaryota, Fungi, Ascomycota, Eurotiomycetes, Eurotiales, Aspergillaceae. Gene Ontology annotation, biological process: G protein-coupled receptor signaling pathway. The record is from RefSeq and is a predicted model, not a curated record. The transcript has 2 exons. Gene Ontology annotation, molecular function: G-protein alpha-subunit binding; guanyl-nucleotide exchange factor activity.
AUGCCAGAAUAUACGUGGGAUUCUUUGUCUACGCCCAUCGAUGAAGUUCACCUGAAUCGAUUGGUGGAUAUACUGGACAGCGCCACUCGAGUAUACAGCGACGAAGACCUGGACCGAUACGGCUCACCCCUUGUGCAAGCUCUUCUCCUCAUCUCACGAGGCGUCUCUGCUAAGCUCAAAGCACACCUCCAAGCCCUUGUUUUACCGACAAAAGAAGAUCAUGAAAGAGUGAUUGGCACGGGUGACUCAAUAUCAGCAAGACUAUUGAGGCAUUCUACUUCAGUAAGUGCAGGUCAACUGAGGCUGCUCAUCCCUUCCCUUCUCUUCGAAUUAUGCGGGAAUGACGAAAUGCAAUUUGUCCGCAAUAUUGGGUAUGGGUAUGCCUCAGGAUUCCUGCCGCUCCUUAAGACCCAGUUGGCUCUAGGUACUCCUGGCGACUUAAAGGAUCAUGCCAGUGAUUCUACGGGCCGCACGGAAGGAACUGAACAAGAAGCUGGAGCGGAAACAGGUCGGACUAUACACUGUGACAGCAGUACUACACCUGCAAUAGAAAAUGUGGUCGAGUGUGAAAUAAAUCCAGUUACUGGGCAAAGAAGAGAUAUGGAAGCUUCACAAAAUGCUCCAGAGAUGACAAUGGAGGAGAAGGAACGUGAGGCAGAAAGGCUCUUUGUUCUCUUUCAAAGAUUGCAAGAGACCGGUGUCAUCAAAGUCGAGAACCCGUUGGUCCAGGCUAUGCGUGAAGGUAGACUAGAGUAA